CUGAUGCUGCCGCUGUCGCCGUGGCAGCGGAAGGCCGCUUAGGAGGAGGAGGAGGAGGAGGAAGAGGAAGGCUUUUGGUAGGGGAGCGCCGGAGGCACCUGGCCGGGAAACAGGGGCAGGAGCCUGAAAAGAAUCCGGAAUGGCCAAAGACAUCCUAAGGGAAGCUGGCCUUCACUUCGAUGAGCUGAACAAACUGAGGGUUUUGGACCCGGACGUGUCUCAGCAAACCAUUGAGCUGAAAGAGGAAUGCAAGCUGUUUGUAGACAGAAUUGCAGAAUUUAAAAAAAUAGUGGGCAGCCUCAUUGAACUUGUAGAUCAGCUAGCAAAAGCAACAGAAAAUGAGAAGAUUAAGGCAAUCGGGGCCCGGAACUUGCUGAAGUCGAUAGCAAAGCAAAGGGAGGCACAGCAGCAGCAGCUCCAGGCUUUAAUAGCCGAGAAGAAGACCCAGCUGGAAAGGUAUCGGAUCGAAUAUCAAACACUAUGUAAGAUAGAAGCGGACCAGAACGAAUUUAUCGACCAGUUCAUUUUUCAGAAGUAGAGCAAGAAUUUCAGACCAGCGACGGCCAACCUGGGAAGUCUUCAAACCGUUCCGGCCCCUGAACAAUUCCAGAACGGGCAAAGGUGGCCGACCGCAUGUCUUGCGAGGCAGACAAAAAGAAAAGGAAUUUAGAGUAGCUUUCCCCAAACCAGGCGCCCUCCGGACAUGUUGGACUACAAGACCCAUAAUCCCCAGCCAGCAUGCUGAUUGGCUGGGGAUACUGUAGUCCAAGCCAUUGUGGAAGGCUGGUUUAGACCUUCAUUUUGAAUACUCUAUGGAUUUGCUUUAGGGUUCAUAAUAAGGUAUUUUGUAAGCUUUUUUUUUUUUAAUGGUCAGGCAUUUAUAUCCAACGUUUGAACCACCAGACUGUUCUCUUUUUAAAAAAACAAAACAACCCCCACCUGUAAUACACUUUUAAGGAAAUCAGGAAAUAAAUUAUUGGGUUUUUUAAAA
Elgaria multicarinata webbii is the source of this 991-nucleotide messenger RNA. It is a transcript of the gene IFT20, whose product is annotated as intraflagellar transport 20. The transcript is spliced from 5 exons. Gene Ontology annotation, biological process: protein localization to cilium; intraciliary transport; centrosome localization. The record is from RefSeq and is a predicted model, not a curated record. NCBI's taxonomy places the organism in Eukaryota, Metazoa, Chordata, Lepidosauria, Squamata, Anguidae. Gene Ontology annotation, cellular component: cilium; intraciliary transport particle B; centrosome. The coding region runs from base 140 to 538 and encodes 132 amino acids.